AUGCUCUCAGCUGAAGCUUUAAAACAAGUCUCUUGCACAAAGUUCCCAUCGAGGAGAGCAGUUUCAGCUUUCAAGAAACAGCAAUCCAAACUCAGAAGCUUUCUCCAGGAAGUCUACUACAUUGGAACCAAGGAUGAGACAGAGGAAAUUGAUCCGGUCCUACUUGACACGAAGGAUCUUGAUCUCCCAACAAAGGCAUUGGAAUUGAAAAGGGUUUUCGGGACAGUGCAGAUACAAGUGAAAAAUGGUGCGACGACCACAGGCUUUUUGGCACUGAAUCCACAAGUUAAAGGAAUAAGUGGCGAAUACUAUGUGGACUGUAACAUUGCCAAACCGCACCCCAAGGCAAACGAUGCAGAUUUGGCCAAGAGACUCUGGGAAUUUAGCUUGAGUUUGACCAACCUCAAGUAG
This is a messenger RNA of Argentina anserina (silverweed cinquefoil), 411 nucleotides long. RefSeq names its product short-chain dehydrogenase TIC 32, chloroplastic-like. The record is from RefSeq and is a predicted model, not a curated record. The transcript has 2 exons. Lineage: Eukaryota; Viridiplantae; Streptophyta; Magnoliopsida; Rosales; Rosaceae. The coding region runs from base 1 to 411 and encodes 136 amino acids.